UUCGCCCUAACUUAGGAGAAAAAUUUCUGCUGGUGCGUUCGACCGGUGGAUCGUCGCAUCAAGGCAACUUGGCGUCCGACCCACUGUCGGAUUUUCAUCCAACCAUUGGUGAGAAGUGCAGACUUUAGUAGAGCCGAUGUUGAAUGGUGCAACUUUAGUCUCAACAAACAACGGCUCAGGUUUCCUAAAUCUCCUGCGUUGACCGUGAGUCCCACUCGGAGGCUUGCCGAGCAAAAUCUCUCAGACUUGACCAUUUCGGCCUCCGGUGAAACCACGGCGUUACCCUACACGGGACACAUCGGCAUGCCGUACGGAUGCAGGCCUUAAUGGAUUUAGUCUAGUCGGGAAAAGUCUGCAUGCAGAUCAACAGAAGUGGUUAACCUGUUUAGUAGGUCGGCCAUCUAGGUGGCCCUCUUCGUGGUCAACUCACGGUGGUGUGACAGUCACGGACAUCAUCAUGCAACCUGAAUCAUGUGUUUGUAUAGCUUUUUCUGGCCUUCAUGUCUCUUGAUAGUCUUUGCUUGUCCGUUGCUUCUUCCUAGUUCCUUGGCUAUAUUGACGAUCCUAUCAUCAGUAGAUCAUGAACCGGGACGUGCAUUCUUGCUCGGCGGCAAUACCAUGGAAACCAGCCGAUGUUCCUGGGACGACUUAUGGCACCGCAAAUUUUACUAUUGGCGGGUUUUACGGGAUGGCAAAUGUGUUUCGCAGAUAUUUCAGCGUGGCGUCAUAAGAUACUUUGCGUAUUGCUUUCCGUGGUAGAGUAUCACAAAGAAUUUUCGUAGUCAGGUUGUAGUUGUUGCACAGUACACCCGGGAUAUGACAUCCAUGAUGCUACCAGGAUGAUAUCAGACAGCACUAUAACACCAUAAUAGGCAAAAUUGGAACUGCUGAGAAACAAAUAGCCCUGUUUUCUGGCUAUUAAUAAUGUAUUAUGUUAUAGAUGUAAGAAAUAGUAAGCAAUAGUCUACAUAUUUGUGAUACCAGAACAUAACGGAUUAAGCUAUACACCAACACUUAGGGCUGCAGACUUCCCCAGCAUCUGUACUCCAUAUCAUUCAAAGACAUCGCGUGUUUCUCCAGACCCCAGCACUCCAGUAUCUCGAGUCAAAUCCCCAAACCUCCGGUUUCUGCGACACGUGGUACUCCAGACUCGGUGCUUGGGAAAAGUCAUGGCGACGAAGUACAAAGGCAUUCACCGGAGGUGAGACUAUAGCCCUAUACAGUAACCGGUCACCAGCUCCACACCAGCUAUAUUUCGGGGCCUAUCGCUGGCAUUUGAUUGGGCAAGACAUCCGGCUUUGUUUAGAAAAGUCGUACGAUUUUCUCCCACAGUUCUAGCAUGCUAAUGUCAAUGCCAAUGC
Molecule: messenger RNA, 1361 nt
Organism: Aspergillus pseudotamarii
Lineage: Eukaryota; Fungi; Ascomycota; Eurotiomycetes; Eurotiales; Aspergillaceae
Exons: 2
Coding region: 472-759 (95 amino acids)
Source: RefSeq, a predicted model, not a curated record